CUCUCGCUCGAGCGCAACUGUUGCAACGUUCUAGACUUUUUGUCAUCACCUUUAUUUUUUGGUUUGACAUUUUUGUCUGUAUCAGCAAAGUCGCCUUGGCUACCCAAAACCCUCCGUGUUUGGAGCAAAGUUCACCUCUGUGAGAAGACAGAUUGAGAUGGAGCCUUGAAGAAGAGUUUACCGCAAGCCUUUCUGGAAACGGGAGGAAUUAUCGGCGAACUGAAGAACGGGACCAUAGAUUCUCUCUGCUGAGGGUGGAUGUAGUAGAACAUGAAUGCUUUGGGGACCCCAACAAAAGCAAGCAAUGGGGUGGCCAGAUCGGACAGCAAGAUCAGUGCCAAAACCCUGUUCGAGCAACGAAAGAAGUACUCAAACUCGAACGUCAUCAUGCAAGAGACGUCACAAUAUCAUGUGCAGCACCUGUCUACGUUCAUCAUGGAUAAAUCUGAGUCCAUUGCUACAGUAGACGACGCAAUUAAGAAGCUGAAGCUGCUGGACUCCAAAGACAAAAUCUGGACACAGGAAAUGCUGCUGCAGGUGACGGACAAAUCCAUCAAACUCCUGGACUCCGAAACCAAGGAAGAGCUUGAAAUCUUUCCUCUGGCCACAGUCCAUCACUGUCAGACGCUGUUGAACCAGACCAGAUAUCCAUCCAUCCUUCUGCUCGUCUGUCAGGACAGUGAACAACACAAACCAGACAUUCACUUCUUCUACUGCGACGAAGUGGAGGCAGAGAUGGUGCACGCUGACAUUGAUAGCGCUCUGGGAGACAACACAUGCGGCAAGAAGAUGCGACCGCAGACGCUAAAAAUGAACCAAGAAAAGAUGAAACACCACCGGGAGAGCAUCAUCCCGGCCUCUGAGCCUAGAAGUCCUGGCCCUGGGGUCAAAGGUCGCGUAGCAGCUACAGACAUGAAAGAUGAAUUGUCGAUGCAGGACCCCGAGUCCAAUAUGAAACUGGCCCAACGGAUCGAGAAGGACGUGCAAAUCCUGAACUGCGCUCUAGAUGACAUCGAGAUCUUUGUUGCACGUCUUCAUAAAGUGGCAGAGGCUUUUGCGCAACUUAACCAGCGCAACAGGAGCAAGAAAAACAAGAAAAGAGGCCCGGCAGAGGGAAUGCUAACGCUACGAGCUAAACCUCCAUCAGAAGGCGAGUUUAUCGACUGUCUUCAGAAGCUGAAACUCUCUUUCAAUCUGCUGGCCAAACUGAAGAAACACAUCCAGAACCCCAGCGCUGCAGAGCUCGUGCACUUCCUGUUUGGACCUCUGGAACUGAUAUUGCAGAGUUGUGGCAGUCCUGAGCUGCCGCGUGUGGUCAUCUCUCCUCACCUGUCCCGGGACGCAGUGGACUUCCUGAGAGGACACCUGACUCCCAAAGAGAUGACCAUCUUUGAGCUGCUGGGAGACUGUUGGACACGGCCCAGAGCUGAUUGGCCGAAAGAUCAGUGCGCUCCUCUCUAUGUCCCAAAGUUCCGGAACGGCUGGGAGCCGCCGGUGGAACUGUUCCGCUCGUCACCGUGGGAGACGGAGAGCGCCGGUGCACCGGUGCAGACAGAAUACAGACCGAAAGAGUUCUUUGGAUCGCAGUCAUCGCUCUCUUCAAACGGGUCUUUCUCGACGUCUCCUGCUUCUCGCAAGUAUGCAAAGAUCCGCUACCACUUUGUGGCACGUAAUGCAAACGAGCUGUCGGUGCUUCAGGAUGAAGUUCUGGAGGUGUUGGAGGAUGAUAAGCAGUGGUGGAAGUUGAGGAACCGAAGCGGACAGGCGGGAUAUGUGCCCUAUAAUAUCCUGGAUGUGGUAAAACUGGAGGAUCCUCAUGCUUUUAUUGACCCGCCAUACAGUCCAGGAGCACCUUAUAGUCCGUCAUACCGAGGACAGUCGCCCUCCAGCUCACUGGGCAGUGACAAAGACAAAAGUCACUCUCAACAGAUGGACAAAGUGAACGAUGAGCUGCUCAUGUUGAUCACCGGUAAUAAGAUUCAACAGCCUGCGAGGAACUUUAAAGUGGUGCGUCAGUCUGCUGUUCCGCUGACCUUUGACUCCAACCUGGCCGAGGUCACCAACUGGCUCAAUGCCAAGGGCUUCUCCAAACCGACGGUGGAGCGUCUGGGAAUCCUGACCGGCGCUCAGCUCUUCUCUCUGAAUAAAGAUAACCUGAAGGCUGUGUGUGGAGACGAGGGAUCUCGCGUCUACAGCCAGAUCACCGUCCAGAAAUCACAACUAGAGAAGAGUCGAGGAGAUUCGGAACUGCAGGAGAUUCUGAUUAAACAGCAAGAGAAAAUUGCAUCUACCUAAAUGCUCACAUGGACUGUCAAUCAAACGGUCACCUGGCAACAGUAACCAUCAACUAAUUUAUCCACACACAUUAUCUUGUUCAUGCUGGAAAAUAGUUGUAAGCUUAUACGACUCUCUAGUGCAUGGAAACAAUAUAUCGGUGAGUCUCAUGAAAACAUGUACAGGUCACGCUUCAAAAUAAGAAAAAUUAAACCAUGAUAAAAAUAAAGACUAUUUUAGGACCAUUAAUGUUUUUUGUUGUUUUUGAAUGUCAUUUUAACCACCAUUGCUCAAAGUAACAUUUUUACGUAAUUUUCAAUAAAGAUUAAUAAUAAUAAUAAAAAAAAAAGUAGGGGAAAAAAAUAAUCAGCAUAAAUGAAAAUCAGUACAAUGACUUUUCACCUCAAAAACAAAAGGAUUAUUAUAGAAAUAGACUAUUUUAGGAUCAUUAACAUUUUUGCGUCAUUUGUCAAUUUCUCAAAGUACUGCAGCCAUUUUCUUGAGUUUUUGUAAUUCUCAAUGGAUUCAUUCAAAAAUACAUAAACAAUAUCAGUAUAAAUGAAAAGCAAUACAACAAUUUCUAUCAUGUAUUCAUGUUUUACAAUUAAAAAACAAUCACAUUACAGUAAUUCAAAAAAGUUUUAAAGUUGGUGAAAUUCAAAACAGUGCAACAAAUGUAAUGUAAUUUAAGCAAAAUAAACAAUAUUUCUUGUGAUUAUAUGUGAACCGUACAUGUUUUACAGGUGAGAUUCACCCGUGUCCAUAAGAUUGAGCGGAGUGAAUGUUUUCUGGGGUUUGAUGUAUGAUUGCAUCUGUGACGUUGGUUUUUGAAAGAAAGUAAAUGUAAAUAAUGUGCUAAAUUCAGUCUCAUCACACGUUCUGAUGCUGAUCGUUAUGACGAAUGAAUGACGCGAGAACAGUAGAUAUAUCAGCUGGAUUUCAUGCAUGUCUUUCCUUCGUCAACACUGUAUACGGAACAAGUGUUUUAAUUUGUAUAAAGGGCAUUUAGAGAUUUUGAUCCUUCAGUAUGUGGUUCAAUCACAAUAGAGACACUUGAAAAAGACACACAGAUGAGGUUUAAUCAGUUUAAUUGGUUACCAGUAGUAGGAAAUCAUGUCAUAUAAAACCAGAAGUACAACCUCUUAGUAUUAUCCUGCUAGUUUCUCCAAAUGUUAUUUAUAAAAACAAAAUCACUGUUGUAAAUUUAAGAAAUAAAGUGACUGCUAAAAGACUGUGCCUCAGAAAUUAUCCUCAAAAUAUUCAAUGCAUCUAGCAACUAUGCAAAUUUAAAUUUCAGCGAUUGUAAUCCAGCAAUCACACGACUUUCAGGAACAAUCAAGCAUGUUCAUGCACCUUCAGAUACAUUCUUUAUUAGGAGCAAGACCCACAUCUCUCUGAUCAGUCUCUUUAAAACACAUUCAAAGUGCCACAAUUACCCUUUAAAUAUCAAAAACAAAAGUGCUACGCAUCAUUUUAGCAAUCUGAUUGACUGGUCUUUUAGUUAGGAGACUUUUUAAUGUCUAGUCUGCGACAUGCUCUCUCUGAUUUGUAGAUUCUGCUCAGCUUUUCAUAAAAAAAAAAAAAAA
Molecule: messenger RNA, 3860 nt
Organism: Sinocyclocheilus rhinocerous
Lineage: Eukaryota; Metazoa; Chordata; Actinopteri; Cypriniformes; Cyprinidae
Product: epidermal growth factor receptor kinase substrate 8-like protein 2
Exons: 21
Coding region: 271-2295 (674 amino acids)
Biological process (GO): Rho protein signal transduction; positive regulation of ruffle assembly; regulation of Rho protein signal transduction
Cellular component (GO): vesicle; plasma membrane; ruffle membrane
Molecular function (GO): actin binding
Source: RefSeq, a predicted model, not a curated record